AUGAUUGGCUUCCUGGUGGAAUCAGGUGCGUGUCGUCCAUGCUGGCCUGUUGUGGGUGUUGGCGGGCGGCUGGAGGCGGCUGCAGCAGAACUUUCUGAAUCCGACGCUGUCAAUCGGGCCGCAGAGAGGAAGUGUGGUGGAGAUGAGAUGGGGACAGACGAUCAUGCAGCGAUGUUGUUUCUUUGUUCUCCUGCUCAAGGUUUGCUAUCGAGCUCUCAAAAAGGAAAAACAACUUUACUCUGUUUUCUGGAUAACCUUCCCGUAGAGUCACUACCUCGACAGAGACAAAUAUGCGAUCAAGGAUAUAUUCGAUGGAUUUUCAAGCAAAACUUGGAGGAUAUUUUUGCAGAUAGUUUGGUGCUCUCAUGGUUAUUUUGUAGAGAUUGCCCCUCUGUUCAUUUCUUGGUAACCAUCUACUGCAGCUCAGCUACUGUCCAGCAGCUGACCUUAUGGUGUGUGAUUGACGGUGCAUGUUUUCCUAUUAGUUUCUCUGUAUGCCAAUGUCUGAAUUUUAUCUUGCCUUUUUGCAUUUCUCAAGGCCUUCCAUUCUCACUGUGA
Triticum turgidum subsp. durum (durum wheat) is the source of this 558-nucleotide messenger RNA. NCBI's taxonomy places the organism in Eukaryota, Viridiplantae, Streptophyta, Magnoliopsida, Poales, Poaceae. The record is from the annotation of a GenBank genome assembly.